AUGGCGUCCGGCAGCUCCUCCUCUGCGGCGGAGCAACGCGCGCAACACUCGCACUCGCAGUCGCACUCACAUUCACAUACGAGUCACGAAAGCCGACAACGGCGCCAGAAUGGAGAGAGCAGUAAUGGUGGCAACAGCAGUGGCAGCGGCACCGGCAGGAAUAGAAGCCAGAGUGGCAGCCGGAGCGGAACCCGAAGUGGAGGCGGAAGCGGUAGCGGCAGCAAUGUACGUGUGGCAGCAGCCAAAGUCGUCCCUGGCACGCCAAGGAGGGAUGCACCGUCGUCGUCCGGAAGCGGGAGCCGUGGUAGUGCCCAUGCCAGCGGCGGUGCGCCUCCAUCAACCACAUCAUCCGCUUCGUCGGCACAGGCACCGGCAUUGCGCAAGGCUGCGAGCAGCAGCAGUACCAGUGCGAGUAGCCGGGACCGGUCUGGCGCGUUACAAGACCCAGGACUCAAAGACUACCGUCUAGGAGAUUGUAUUGGCAAGGGCGCAUUUGGCUCUGUAUACAAGGCCUUCAACUGGGGGACCGGCGAGGCCGUGGCCGUCAAGCAGAUCAAGCUGACGGACCUGCCUAAGAGCGAGCUGCGCAUGAUUGAGGCCGAAAUCGACUUACUCAAAAACCUACACCACGACAAUAUUGUCAAAUACAUCGGCUUUGUCAAAUCCGUUGACUGCCUGAACAUCAUAUUAGAAUAUUGCGAAAACGGCUCGUUGCACUCCAUAUGCAAAGCAUAUGGAAAGUUCCCCGAGAAUCUGGUCGGCGUUUACAUGACGCAGGUUUUGCAAGGCCUGCAGUACCUCCAUGACCAAGGUGUCAUUCAUCGCGACAUCAAGGGCGCAAACAUCUUGACUACAAAAGACGGUACAGUCAAGCUCGCCGACUUCGGUGUCUCCACCAGCAGUCUGGCCGGUCCAGAUAAGGAAGCACAGGUUGUCGGCACACCAUAUUGGAUGGCCCCCGAGAUCAUCCAGCUAUCCGGCGCAACCUCUGCGUCUGAUAUUUGGAGCGUAGGCUGCACUGUGAUCGAGCUGUUGCAGGGUCGGCCACCCUACCACAACCUGGCUGCCAUGCCAGCCUUGUUUGCCAUCGUCAACGAUGACCACCCACCACUCCCAGAGGGCGUAUCGCCGGCCGCACGAGACUUCCUCAUGCAAUGCUUCCAGAAGGACCCCAAUUUGAGAGUAUCUGCGAAGAAGCUGGGCCGGCACCCUUGGAUCGUGAGUUGCCGUCGGAGUGACGCACCGGUCUCCAAAAACCCGUCGGAAGCUGUCGAAGAAGUCGUGCGCUGGAACCGCGCUCUUGAGUCGUCCGAAACGAACUUGAGAGCUUCGACCGGUUCAGAUAACUCGGGACCCCCGUUGAUGGGGCCGCUAAUGUCAAGGCACGGUGCCAGUGAGAUUCAACGUGGCGCUCGCGCGCUCCAUCUUGCCAAACCCCGUCCAAUGGCCGACGUUUUCAGCUCACCCGAGCUUGCAGAUGAGGACAACUGGGAUAAUGAUUUUGCAACUGCCAUCUCGCCAACGGCACUGCAGAACCUUAAGCCCCACGACAACUUUGGCGGCCUGCUGUCCAGCGACCGUCUGAAGCAGUUCGCGUCAAGUGACUCCCGCAAUGUGUCCGCCAACUGGGAUAACGACGCUCUGGAGGGUGAGCAGUUGAUGACAAUCAAACCUGUGAAAGAGCUUGCGGAGCCCGACUUCCAGGAGCAGACGAUCCGCCCAAUCAACAGAAAAUCGGACAAGGCGACCGUGACUGCUGCCAUCGCAGCUGCAACAACAGCUAGCAAUGCAUUCGCGAGAGGAGACGCGAUAUCACCUCCUCCAAUGCCGUCUUCCGCAUCCUCCAGCACAGUGACGUCGCCUCAAGCCGACUCGCCGAAACCCAUCCGAAGACGUAGGAGCAAGUAUGCAUCUCCCAACUCUCACGACUCGUCAAUGACCAGGUCACCUACGAAGAUGUCCUUUGGCAGCAAAUUCGAACUGCCGUCCCGCCCUGAGAUGGCCUACCAAGAGCAGCCAGUGGAAGACUAUUCCGACUUACUGGCGGAGAGCGACCUAGUAUUUACUAGCAACCGUUUAAAUAUGGUGCUGAACGGGCCUGUCGAACCUCCAGCUCCUGUCCCUCGCUCCGAACUUGUUCGCUCUUACAGUACACCGCAGGACUCUCCUCAGCUUUUCCACCCCUCCGAUCUCACUAGCCUUCCCCGGUCAAUGCAGGCUCCUGCAGGGGGCAGCAUGCGCCGACAAGCUGCCUCUCGGCCGUCUGUGCUGCCAGACCGGCCCAUGCGCCGGACGAGGUCUUCUGUUGAAAUCGAGCGUUUUGCCGAAGACGCGGAAGACGAAGACUUCUCUGACAUUUUCGGCCCCGGCGACAAUCUCACCGACAAAGAGGAAAGUGAUGCUGGGUCGGAGGACGGCGGCGGUCUGAUGCUCCUAUCCAAGCUCUCUCAUAGUUCGUGGCUCGGUGACGAGGAAGAUGAAGACGACCCGUUUGCCAUGAUGGAUCCUGGCUGGGACGAGAUGGACCUCGAAGCGAACAUUGCCAGAGAUCGGCACGCGCGCUUGGCUGAGAGGGUCGAGGAGCUCGUUAGGUCGUUGAAAACCACGGAAGGAGAAGACCAACUGUCCGAAUUGACAGAAGACCUGCUAUCCCUGCUAUGGGAGAACACCGAAAUCAAAGACCUCAUCAUCAGCUCCCACGGGUUGCUACCAAUUCUCGAGAUUCUGGAGCCCUGCACGGUUAAGAGCCGCCAGGAUAUGAUUUUACAGCUUCUGAAAAUCGUCAACGCGAUUAUUCUCGAUGAUGUCGAGCUUCAAGAAAACCUUUGCUUCGUCGGUGGGAUUCCCAUUAUCACCAAAUUUGCUGCUCGGCAAUACUCCAACGAGAUUCGGCUCGAGGCUGCUGCCUUUGUGCGACAAAUGUACCAGACAUCCACGACCACACUGCAAAUGUUUGUCAGCGCUGGUGGUCUCAACGUGCUCGUCGAGUUCCUGGAUGAAGACUACGACUCCUCCCGUGACUUGGUCUUGAUCGGUGUCAACGGCAUUUGGAACGUAUUUGAACUGCAAGGACCUACGCCAAAGAACGACUUCUGCCGUAUUUUCUCACGUAGCAAGAUUCUCGACCCGUUGGCACUCGUUUUACACAAGGUGCUUGAUGAAGAUGAUGAAGACGGAACCGGCCUGUCCGAGCUGAUCGAGGGCCGCAUCGUGAACAUUUUCUACCUCUUCUCACAAGCGGAAAACUAUGUGAAGGAGGUUGUUGCGGAUAGGCAAGUUCUCAAGACCGUUCUGAAGGACCUGCGGCGCAUGACGCCCAUCCACCAGAUCACGAUGCUCAAGUUCAUCAAGAACCUGUCGAUGCUUUCUACGACGUUGGAGACCCUUCACUCUGCCGAUGGCAUUGACUUCCUAAUAGAUGUGUUGAGCCAGAGCAUGAAGAAGGGCCAGAAUCACUUCCGCGAAAUUUCGAACCAGGUCCUCAACACCAUGUUCAACCUCUGCCGUCUCAGCAAGGAGCGUCAAGAGUACGCAGCCGUCAACGGUAUCAUCCCUCUUCUAUUGAAGAUCAUGCAGACCGAACGUCCUCCGAAGGAGUUUGCUCUUCCAAUUCUGUGCGACAUGGCCCACUCGGGCAGCAAAGGACGACGCUAUCUCUGGCAAAACAAGGGCCUGGACUUUUACGUCUCCUUGUUGGCCGACCAGUACUGGCAGGUCACUGCCCUUGACGCUAUCUUCAUUUGGCUUCAGGAAGAGACAGCAAAAGUGGAGGCACAUCUUCUCAACGACGGGCGAUUCAAGACCGCCAUCGUUGCGUGCUUCAAUACGGCCAAGGUCAACGCAUUCGACCCGAACCUUCUGGAGCCGCUCCUCAAGGUCUUGCGGCUGAGUCCUUCGCUGGCGGCGGACCUGGCCCAGGCCGAGAUGUACUCUGGCGUGGCACAGAAGUUCACGCACAAGAAAGCCGUCGUACGGCUGAACCUCCUGCGCCUUGUACGCAACAUUAUGGAUAACUCGGGCGCCGACAUGGGCGUCAGCUCCACACGGGCGGGCCGCAUGCACCUCUCGAUCCUGUUUGAGGCUGUCCAGAAGUUGGCUGAGAAGGACUCGGCCGUUCUGGUACGCAACUUGGCUGCAGAGCUUGUGCGGUCCCACAUUGACGUUCCGCCCGAUGCGGCCGCUAUGGCGAUGGCCACCAACAAUGCAUCGUCCAUGGCAGCACCGAGCUCCUCGAGAGCAAGACCCGGUGCGCAACGCCGGACAACACUUUACACGCCGCCGGGACUACAGUCGUCCGUGUCUGCACCCCUGACGCCCACACACAACGGUGCAGCAGCCCUAGCGCACAACCAGCGGCACAGCCAGUACAACCAGUACCGCGCGCUUCAGCACUCACAAUCGUCCUUGUCAUCUGCCAGCCCGGCUUUGAUCGAGGUGGCAGCAACGCACCGGAGGUCGGCCGUGGCGUUGGCCCACGAGCGAGAUGCCCUAGCAUACCGGCCACGGAGCCGAGACGGCGUAUCGGCUAUUCCCCGGCGCGUCAGCGGCGACUCGAGCAGUGGAAGCAGCGUCUCCUCGCUGUCCAAGGUUAGUGGGAUUGGGAGCGCGAGCAACAGCAGCCUCGCGUCACUCUCCAGCACCAACGGCUCGACAAUGACGUCUACGACGCCUACGAAUGGUGGGGGAAGCCGGCUUCCUCGCCAGCCCAUGGGCCACGGUCGCCACGGCAGCCGGUCGAGCCUCGGGCCAGCCAUUAUCAGCCGAUCGGAUAGCUCCAUGUCGAACAAGGAGAAUGUGGGUGGACGGUAUUCGAUGGCUGGCGGACUGGGACUGGGACUCGGCCCGUCGGCCGUGGCUGCGGGGGGCGGAGAGCGUGUCCAGCGAUUGUCGGCUGUCGGCAGUGGAAUGGGUGGCCACGGCGGUAGCGGCGGUACCGGCAGCAGCAGCAGCAGCAGCGAUCGACGCGCCAGCAUCAUUACUGCGACCAAUGCUAACGGCGCCGGUGGGGCCGGCAGCCGUCACGGUGUGGGCAGCGAGGUCAAAGUGAGCAACCGACGCCGUACACGAGCGCCCAGUGCCGAUGUCAAGUGGUCCUAG
Molecule: messenger RNA, 5097 nt
Organism: Sporothrix schenckii 1099-18
Lineage: Eukaryota; Fungi; Ascomycota; Sordariomycetes; Ophiostomatales; Ophiostomataceae
Product: SEPH-like protein
Exons: 9
Coding region: 1-5097 (1698 amino acids)
Biological process (GO): protein phosphorylation
Cellular component (GO): cytoplasm
Molecular function (GO): ATP binding; protein serine/threonine kinase activity
Source: RefSeq, a predicted model, not a curated record